AUGGAAACCUUCUUCAACUUUGAAGCGUAUUUACCUAGCGAAAGAAUUGAAUCUUCACAUAACAUUCAUGUUUUUAGAAAAUGCUUUUGCAUUGAUUUUGAGUUCAGCCACACAAUUGUACCUUCUCAAUCCGAUGCCACAACCUUUAUGCCCGAUUUUACAACUACAAUCAAAAGAGUUGUAGCGAUUCCUAUUGAAAUUCUAUGUAAUGGUUUGGAAGGAGAUCAUAAUGGUGUUUUAUACGCCGAAUUUUCUUUUGUGCCAGAUGAUUUAUUAUAUACGGUUCUACCAAAUCUUGAAGAAUUUGCUAGACAAAUAGUUGCACACAACUAUGAAAAUCGUGAUAUAUUAGAGUUGAAUGUGCGUCUUUCUGCCAUAACAUCAAUUGAAGAGGAGGAAGAAGAUUUUAGAAAUCAAGAUGAUUAUGGUCAAGCUCAACAAGUUGUUGAUUUGAUGGAGAAAUUAGAAAAUUGUUAUCCUUUUUCUGACUCAACCGAACAAUGUCCUAUUUGUUUGGAGGAGUUUUGCAUUAAAUCAGAUUUAGCUCGUACCAAAUGCUCGCAUGUUUUUCAUAAAAAUUGUAUUGGCUCAUGGAUUCAACAAUGCAUCAAUCGCUCAUCAACUUACACUUGUCCAUUGUGUCGAGGUCUUCUAUAA
This is a messenger RNA of Lathyrus oleraceus (garden pea), 657 nucleotides long. Its product is annotated as E3 ubiquitin-protein ligase MBR1-like. Bases 1 to 657 code for a protein of 218 amino acids. NCBI's taxonomy places the organism in Eukaryota, Viridiplantae, Streptophyta, Magnoliopsida, Fabales, Fabaceae. The record is from RefSeq and is a predicted model, not a curated record. The transcript has a single exon. Gene Ontology annotation, molecular function: ubiquitin protein ligase activity. Gene Ontology annotation, biological process: protein ubiquitination.